Molecule: messenger RNA, 1539 nt
Organism: Stegodyphus dumicola
Lineage: Eukaryota; Metazoa; Arthropoda; Arachnida; Araneae; Eresidae
Product: heterogeneous nuclear ribonucleoprotein H-like
Molecular function (GO): RNA binding
Source: RefSeq, a predicted model, not a curated record
UAUUUUUUUUACCCGCUUGUAAAUUUUAAUAUUUUUUGAGUUGUACCAGGCAAGUUAUUUUUCGGAUUUAAUUGUGAGGAAUUUGGAAUCAAAGACCAAUUAUAUUUAUCAGACUUAAAAAAAAACAAAAAAUGUCUGGUGAAAACGAAGAUGAAGGAUUUGUGGUUCGUGUGCGUGGAUUGCCAUGGUCUGCUACCAAGGAGGAAAUACAAAAGUUUUUUAAUGGUGUUAAUAUUAAGAAUGGUGUAGAUGGUAUCCAUAUGACACUUUCUAGAGAAGGAAGACCAAGUGGAGAAGCAUAUGUGGAGGUUGAAACAGAAGAGGAUUUAACUAAAGCAUUAGAAAAGCAUAAUGAUCAUAUGGGUCAUCGAUAUAUUGAAGUCUUUAAAUCAAAAAGAAGUGAAAUGGAAUGGGUUAUUAAGCGUAGUGGUGCUCAUCAAGAAGACUCUCUUAAUGAUGGGUGUGUACGUCUUCGAGGAUUACCCUUUGGGUGUUCAAAAGAGGAAAUAUCUCAGUUCUUUUCAGGGUUGGAGAUUCUUCCCAAUGGUAUUUCUCUACCUACCGACUACCAGGGGAGGAGCACAGGGGAGGCUUACGUGCAGUUUUCAUCAAGGGAAAUAGCUGAAAAGGCGAUGGGGAAACACAAGGAAAAAAUUGGGCACAGAUACAUCGAGAUAUUUAAGAGUAGUCUUCAAGAAAUAAGAGUUGCCAUUGGCUUAUCUGGUUCUAAAAUGCGUCCUUUAAUACCUAACCGCCCAGGUCCAUAUGACCGAACUGAUCGUUUUGGUGGUAUGAUCAACAGGUAUGGAAUGGGAAGAGGUGGUCGUAAUUUUAGAGGUUUCAUGGACGAUGAAUAUAAUGGCUUUGCUGGUAAUUAUGGUAAUGGCUAUGGUGGAUAUGGUUUUAGUGGUGGAGGAUUUGGUAAUAUGGAUGGCUAUGGAGGAUGCAUGAAUAGUCCUAUGAAUGGACGUUUUGGAGGUGGAUUUGGACCAGUUGGUGGGAGAUCUUUUGGUGGUACUGGGCAUUGUGUUCAUAUGCGGGGACUACCUUUUAGAGCUAUUGAACAAGAUAUAUAUGAUUUUUUUAGGCCUUUAAAUAUUUCGCCUGUGAGUGUCCGUCUACGUAAUGACAGAAGUGGCCGUCCAUCAGGAGAAGCCGAUGUUGAGUUUGCCACUCAUGAAGAUGCUGUUAAAGCUAUGACAAGAGACAAAGCAAAUAUGCAGCACAGAUAUAUUGAACUUUUUUUGAAUUCUUCGUCUAAGCCAAUGGGAGCUGGACCUGCACCAUAUGGAGGAAAUAAUCGUUAUGGAGGUUUCUAUAGUGGAGCUGGAAAUGGUGGUUAUCAGAGCCAUGGAAUGAAUAGCAUGAUUGGUGGUAGCAAUUACUCUGCAUUUUAAGACAUAACUAAUUUGUGCUAUGUUGUUAAUUCCAUUUGUACACUAAUACCUAUGUACAUUCCAUUAAGAAUUUAAUGUUGUUGUAGCUUUCGUAUCCUUCAUAGCAUGUAAUUCAUUUAUUUGAAUGAAUUUUAAUGGCAUA